AGUGCAGUUGGAUACUCACCGUUCAUUAAAUAUAGAUCCCUUGCUAAACAUCGCAUACUGUUUAAAGAAGAGGAUCAUCACACGGAUCAGAUCACAAAUGGACUUUGCUUUGAAACAGUAGCUGGCUAAAGAGACCCGAAGGAAAAGAGGCAGAGCAUAUUGGGACUAAACGUUCCAUAAUCAGCUGAUAUCAGAGUUUGAUUUUUCACAUUGAGUGAAAAAUCUUAGUCAUCUGUUCGUCUUCUCCAGUCUCAUCCCUCUGCCUGGCUGGGGUGAGAACAAGGGGGUCCAUGGAGAGAGCUUUAAAUGGCUGAGGAGCUGUGUACCGGCUGGUUUCGCAUUGUUGCAGGCUCCUUGGAGAUAGAGGAAUGCAAAUCUGCAACCAUGAUGGAAGGAUUGAAAAAACGUACCAGGAAGGCCUUCGGGAUACGGAAGAAAGAGAAGGACAAUGACUCCACGGGGUCCCCAGACAGAGACGGGGGUUCUCAGAAGAAGACCAAUGGGGCCCCUAAUGGCUUCUAUGAAGAUAUCGACUGGGACAGAUAUAAUUCCCCUGAGGUGGAUGAUGAGGGCUACAGCAUCAGACCUGAGGAGGAGUCAGAGGAGGGAGCGCCUAUCACCAAAAAGCCCCACUUCUUUUCCUCUGAUGAGUCGGAAGAAGAGGAGGACCACAGGAAAAAAUUCAAAAUCAAGAUCAAACCACUGCCGGCCAAUCGUGUAGUGUCGGUGCCCUCGGUCGACGAGCUCAAAGCCUCCAUAGGCAACAUAGCCCUGUCCCCGUCUCCUAUGAGGAGUCCGAGACGUAGUCCGGGUUUGAAAAGGAACACAUCCAGUGAGGAGAUUGCCAGACCGAGACGCGUCGUCCCUACUGUACCCACUGUGGCCCCCACACCAGCUCCAGCACCACAGCCCCCCAGCAGUCAACAAACACCUGUCUCUGAAGACACCACAGCCUUAUUUGGGCCUCCUCUGGAAACACCCUUUGGAGAACCAAAAACUGAAGUGGUUCUGUCUGAGUCCGAUGCGUGGGCAGUUCCUCUGUCAGAGCCUGAAUCCUCUUUGACAAGAUCCUUCCCUGCAGGAACUCCACCUCCACUCCCACCCAAGAACGUUCCGACCCCCCCCCCCCCAUCGACUGGCCCUCCCUCUACAGAAGACGCUGAAGUGUCAACAGAAGUAGACGGCUCCACCAGAAAGCCCUCAAUAGCUGACUUGGACAACAUUUUUGGACCAGAACAGGCUCCCCCUGCUGGCGAGGAUACAGGUGAAACGUGGGUCUGCUUCAGUGAAGAAUCUGCUGCCCGGCCGCCUCUACCAGAGGAACCUGCACCUCCACUACCAGCCUCCCCGCCUCCACCUGAAUCUCCUGCCCCACCCUUACCUACAUCACCACCUCCUCCAGAAGACCCAGCACCACCUCUCCCUACCUCCCCUCCCCCAAAAGAAGAACCUGUACCCCCUCUACCAACCUCCCCACCUCCCUCAGAGGAGCCUGCUGCACCUCCUGUCCACUCAGGUCCUCCUACACCUGAGGACCGAAAUCCGCUCACACUCGCCACAUCUCCACCGCCUGCACCACCAAAGGAGCUUGCGUCUCCUCCCGCUUCCUCUCCCCCUCCUCUCGACUCACCAGCCAGCAUCCCACCAGCCCCUGCUCCGAAAGCAAGGACUCCUCCUGCUGAGGAACCUGCAGCAAGCCCCGUCCCACCACCUCUUGUCCUGUCUCAAGAGGAGCAGUCCAAGAACACAGACGCCCCCCAACUCAAAGAGGACGGAGGUGAAACAGUCCCCUCGCCACAUGAUGCUAGCCAGGGUAGCCGGAGUACACCUCCCCCACCUCCUCCCCCCACAUACCGGGCUGUGGUGUCGUCACCGGGUCCCACAUCUGGAGCUGGUGGCACGAAUAGCGGUUCCUCCUCCCCGGUGCGACCUGCUACUCCUUCUUCAGUCAGCCCCACCCCACCACCACCUCCACCUCGCCCCCCUUCACGGCCCAAACUUCCUCCAGGGAAACCCACUGUAGGAGAUGCUAAUCGUCCAUUCAGUCCUCCGGUCCACUCUGCCAGCCCCCCUCCCAUCGCCCCAUUGGCACGGGCCGAAAGCACCUCCUCCAUCUCCUCAACAAACUCCAUGAGUGCCGCCACCACCCCCACCGUCGGUAAAGAGCUCUCCGUGUCCGUGUCAGAAGACGAUGCUUAUGUAGACAAACUACCCACCUUUGAGAGACACUUUGAUUCAUUUGCAGAGAAUGACCAGCCAUCCCUUGUAUGGUUUGACAGAGGGAAGUUUUAUUUAACCUUUGAAGGCUGCUCCAGAGGGCCCAGUCCUCUCACCAUGGGGGCUCAGGAUACUCUUCCUGUGGCGGCUGCAUUCACAGAGACGGUCAACGCCUUCUUUAAAGGAGCUGAUCCCAGCAAGUGUGUUGUGAAGAUCAUAGGUGAGAUGGUUUUGUCGUUUCCAGCAGGAAUCACGCGGCACUUUGCCAAUAACCCGUCCCCCGCCGUGCUAACCUUCAGCAUAACCAACUACAGCCGACUGGAGCAUGUGCUACCUAACCCCCUGCUCCUCUGCUGCGACACCACCACACAACCCAAGGCCGAUGCCAAGGACUUCUGGGUGAACAUGCCAAACCUGAUAUCACAUUUAAAGAAGGUGGCAGAGCAGAAGCCACAGGCAACAUACUACAACGUGGACAUGCUCAAGUAUCAAGUGUCGGCGGAGGGCCUUCAAUCGAUUCCUCUGAAUCUAGCGGUGAGCUGGAGGUGUGAGCCGACCAGCACUGACCUGCGGAUAGACUACAAGUACAACGGGGAGGCCAUGACGAUGCCGAUGGCCCUCAACAACGUCCAGUUUCUCGUCCCCGUCGAUGGAGGGGUUUCGAAACUACAGGCAGUCUUACCUCCUGCUGCAUGGAAUGCAGAGCAGCAAAGAAUCCUUUGGAAGAUUCCUGAUAUCUCACAGAAAUCUGAAAACGGAGGUGUGGGGUCAUUGUUAGCACGCUUUCAGCUAACAGAAGGCCCCAGUAAACCAGCUCCACUGGCAGUGCAGUUCACCAGUGAGGGCAGCACUUUGUCAGGCUGUGACAUUGAACUGGCUGGGCCAGGAUACCGCUUCUCUCUCAUCAAGAAGAGGUUUGCCGCAGGAAAAUACCUGGCCGACAACUAACCCAUGCUACUGAGAGCAGCAGUGUUGAACAAAACAAUCGCAGUGGACUGAGGUUGACACCGAGGACAGAGGACAAACCAACACCAGGCAGACUUUCCAUUAACCUUUUCUGAACCCACACGACAGGUCCGCAGCCUACCCAGCAGUAUUGUAUAACUUGCAUAUAGCAUCGUGGAGCUGUUUUAGGUCAUGUAAUUAUCGUAUUUGUAUUCAUUUCAUAACAUCCGUAUUGCUGCAGUUAGACACCUGGGUUCUUCCUCCCUCUAAAGUCUGUGCCUCUGUCUCCAUCAUCCUUGGGUCAAUGUGUGGUGGUGUUUUUGUUUAUAAAAGUUUCACUGCAGCUGCCUGACCGAAGACAAGGACAGAAAGCGUUUCGGACAGAUUUGAACUCUGGAUGACUAUUUGUUGUCUAGAGAUUUGGCAGUAAAAACAAAAAAACAACCUUGAAUAUGAUCUUAGUGGUCAGACACACACCUCAACCUCUGACAGGUCCAAAGUUAGACUACUUAAAGUUGAAGCAUGGCCCAGGACAAUUCAUAACAAGUUUUACAUCAUUAGCAGAUUUAAAAAAUAAAUAAAUCAGCUCUGUAAAUAAUCCUUCCAUCAGAGUCUAAGCUCAAAGCCAGAGACAGCUGGCUUCACUGUCUCGCUCUGAUGGCGGCCAUUUGCCAGCAAGUAAAAGCAUUUAAUGAAGCGUUUCGACUCAUGCUGUCGCAAAGAGUUAAAUGAAAGAUGUUUCUUGUUGCUUGUUUGCGAUCGAGUGCAACACAGGAUCGAGUAACUACAAAAAUACUAGGUUUUCAUGCAUCACCUACUGGUACUACAGGGUCACAUGACUUUGGAUCACAUCCUUUUUAAUAUAAAUGCACUGAUCAGUCAAUCAAUCUGUUAUUUUAUUUCUCUGGAAUAUAGAGACAUGGAGAGAGUUUUUAGCCAGUUAGGCAGCUGCAAUGAUAAAUCAAUGUACUGGUUGCAAAAUAAGAAAAUAACGUUUUCCCGUCAGAACAAAAGAAGUGUACAGUGUCAUUUUAAAUCAAUAAUAUAUAUCUUAAAGGGCGUUUGGUGUUUUCCUCGUAUUGUCAGAUAGCCUUUCUGUUGUUCCCAGGACAGCAGUGAUAGACUCCAGAGUACAUGACAGCAUUCUAUUUUUAUUUAUUGAUGACGAUGAUUUGUUGUAUAAAACGUGAUUGUGUAUACGAAUAGAAUUUGAAUGGUAUCACACAACUCAGAACCCUUAAAGGUAUAAAUAUUUGAACUCUUUUUUUUUUUUUUUUUUGUUAUCUGUGUAGUUGGGUAACCUGUGUACAGUAUAAGGUAUAAUUUUUGAAUUUAUUUCAGAUAUAAUUUUUUAACUCAAGUGCAACAGAAGAUUUGAGCUAUAUAUGGGUGGGUGGGGUAAUUUAAAGAAAAAGAUAAAUAUCUUCCUGGAUGCUGUGUUAUGCUUUGUGAAAGCAGUGUUAAUGUAGAGUUAGCUGUACCAUGGGCAAGGUCCACACUUUGAACAGCUAGUUUGACAUUUUGGGAAACGGGCUUCUUGGUUUUCUUUUUUCGAGUUGUUAGAGGAGAUGAUCAAUAUCACUUAUAUCUGUCCGUUCUGUUCUACAUGAGGUUGGAGCCAGGAGACGUUAGCUUAGCAUAAAGACUGGAAACAGCUAGUGCGGCUCUGUCUGAGGGUAAGAAAUCUGCUUACCAGCAUUUCUAGGGUUCCCUAAUUAACACAUUACGUCAAAAUGUCAAGUUGAUGUUUUUACGGGGGGUUGAUGGGAUAUAACAUGUUCAUUUUUUGAGCUGUUGUGAUGGGGUAGCCAGACGUAAAGUGGCACCAAUCUUCUCUUUUAAUUCUCGGCAAGAAAAUGAGUCAGCAUGUUUCCCAAAUUGUUUAACUUGUCCUUUUAAUAAAGUCAAGACGAUGACAACAAAAGCAAUCAGGUUUCAUCAACAGCAGUGAUGAAGUUUAGUGACCGUGGUACCACUACUGGAGUAGGAUUUGUUUACUGGGACCAUCUUUUUUUGUUUGUUUGUUUGUUUUUUAAUUCAAACCUCAUAAAACAGAAAGAAAACACUCUUGUAUUAAUCCAGCAUUCUCAGUUCCCACAUCUACUGAUUGAGUUAUUCCUCAACUUUGACCACGUGUCUGACCUGUUUUCUUACCCAUUUCCAUUCACCUCAGUGGUACUUUAACUCCCUGACUGUAUCAUGAGCACACCCCGAUCAUCCAACCAGCGCUUGAAUCCAUGGCUUUAUUUUGCAUAAUCGUAAUGGUCUCUGUGAGAUGACAUGAGUUGAAUGAGGUUGUGGAGCAAGGUUAAGUUGACCAAAAUGCUUUUCUUUUCUUUUUUGUAUUUUAUGUGUGUGUACCCCGGACAGUCAGUCCUCUGUUAAGGAGAAUAAGCUGAAUAUUUUUAAAACGGAUAAAAGUGAAAAAAUAUUAUAUUGUUUAAUGUGUAAAAAACACUGUGCUGAUGAUGUUGAACUUCCUGAAUGCUCUGACACUCAACAUGAAGAACAAAAAGUGUGUGUGAAGUGUAGCCGAAGAUCUCUGUACUGUACUGUAUGUCGGCAUUCUGCUAAAUGCAACCAAUCAUGGUCCUUUCAGAGCUGUCGUAGAAGCAUCUUAGGCUGAAUUUAGGACUUUAAGACUUAUUAGCGACAUGUCGAUAUUCCUCUUCAAUGAUAGUGAGUACUUUUGAUCUGACAUACUUUUAACAUAUGUGGUUAUUUGGCUAAUAAAAAGACCAGACUCGAGCUGUGCAGUUUAAAUAGAAAUCUUGUUUUUAACCAGAUUUACCAGAUUUAUUCCUGUGCAGACUCGGUCUAAAGGAGCAUUGUGGAUUACUCUGAGGUUGCAUUUCAUUUGUUAAUGCAAGGUGAUGAUGAUUGGUGCCAUUUAGCUCCCACAUUAGGUUGGUAACAUUUUUCUUUCAGUCACGUUCGUCCUUCCAUGAUCCUGUGGUCAACUGGAUGGAUUAACAUGGCUGAAGGGAAGCUGUAACCUGCUGAGUGAACCUUGAAACUAUCAGUGCAACAGUCACUACAGCAUUAUCUAUAGAGGCCCACCAAACACAUUCCCCAUCAUGCAUCUGUUUUAAAUUACCAGUACACUACAGAUUACAUGUCUUUCAGCUCGAAAGUCAUGCUGCCGUACAAAACUGACUCUCAGUCUGUUAGUUGCCAGUUUAUUCUUUGUAUCUCGUUAAAAAAAAUUAAACACAACUUGUAUUUUCCAGAUCUUCAUCUCUGUGGUGAAUUCGCCUGCAGUAAUUCAUUAUUGCAUGCAGAGCAUGUAGUAAAAGGUGGGGCAUCUGUGAUGAUAGAUAGUACUGAAAUGACGUGUUGUGCUGAGUGUCAGUUACCUGUAUUAAUGUUGAGAAGAGAGCAGGGAGUGUGUUUAUGUGUGCUAUACGCCAGAAUGCUUUUUGGUUCUGUACCGUUAACCUCAAACACAUGUGCAAGCUGUUUGUACAGUACAUAACAAUGCUAAGAUGAACUGAGAAACUUAGUUUGCUUCUUUCCAAAACCAAUAAAAGUUAUAACUGGA
This is a messenger RNA of Dicentrarchus labrax (European seabass), 6703 nucleotides long. It is a transcript of the gene sgip1a, whose product is annotated as SH3GL interacting endocytic adaptor 1a. The record is from RefSeq and is a predicted model, not a curated record. Gene Ontology annotation, biological process: clathrin coat assembly; clathrin-dependent endocytosis. Gene Ontology annotation, cellular component: cytoplasm; plasma membrane; clathrin-coated pit. Lineage: Eukaryota; Metazoa; Chordata; Actinopteri; Moronidae.